This is a messenger RNA of Brassicogethes aeneus, 873 nucleotides long. The record is from the annotation of a GenBank genome assembly. NCBI's taxonomy places the organism in Eukaryota, Metazoa, Arthropoda, Insecta, Coleoptera, Nitidulidae.
AUGCACAAUCCCAGAUUAAGACGAAAAGUAGUUAGCAUGGUUGUUGAUGAAAUGAGAAACAUUAAAGCUUACAUACCAAUGAAGGCAUUCAGAUAUAUUGCUAAAAAAAUUCUGGACAAAUUUCCACAAUUCUUUAAGGACGUUGAUGAAGAUGACGUAGAAUUGGGCGAUGGCACGUUUUCUCUAGUAAACCAGUUGUACGAUCAUUUACCGUUAAAUCCAUCGAAAAAUCGUAAAAGUCUAACAGGAUGCUAUAAUUGGGGUCCAAGUACAUCCACUUCCACCACUGAUGAAGAAACUUUAAAAAAUAUUUCUAAAACAACAAAAUAUGGAGAUUGUAACUACACGGAGAUUUUGGAAAAAACUUAUGCCAUCAUAAGAAAUUUUUUAAAUGCAGGCGAUCCAACGAUUUUCGAAAUUAAAAAAGAAUGGCCUAUUUUGUUCUCUUCUAAUUCCAUAUUUUGGCAUUUUCAAAAACUCACAGGGACAAGUAUACAUUUUUUAGACCAAUUAAAGGAAAAGUCAUCAAAAAUCCUUAAAACAAUAAAGUAUGACAAGAAAAAGGAUAUUUUGUAUGAACGCGUUGGUCCAGAACUAGAAAUUCUUGUUAGAUUGUCUGAACAUUUUAAAGAGGAUAUUAAUUUAUUCUAUGUAGAGAAUAAGACAAUCGAUAUUGAGGAAAUUAAAGAUAAGCUUCCCCUAAGCCCAUUUCUCUUAAAAUGUGAAACUACCGGAUUAUACCACGUAUUUAUAGAACGUGAAAUUGUCAACAUGGAAGGCUACAAUAAUCUUUUGAUGGGGUUUAAAGUUGCCUUUGCUAUGUAUUUUAUUUUAAACCCAAGUUACCCAAAAAAGCUUGAAACCACUCUAUAG